Messenger RNA from Dipodomys spectabilis (banner-tailed kangaroo rat), 966 nucleotides. It is a transcript of the gene Ccdc12, whose product is annotated as coiled-coil domain containing 12. The transcript is spliced from 7 exons. NCBI's taxonomy places the organism in Eukaryota, Metazoa, Chordata, Mammalia, Rodentia, Heteromyidae. Bases 18 to 515 code for a protein of 165 amino acids. Gene Ontology annotation, cellular component: U2-type spliceosomal complex; post-mRNA release spliceosomal complex. The record is from RefSeq and is a predicted model, not a curated record.
GAAGUAGAGCAGGCAAGAUGGCGGCUGCCCCGGCGGGUGUGGGCCGCCUCGAGGAAGAAGCGCGACGGAGAAAAGAACGGCUGAAAGCCCUACGGGAGAAAACGGGGCGUAAGGACAAGGAUGGGGAACCAAAGACCAAGCAGCUCAGAGAAGAGGAGGAGGAAGGCGAGAAGCACAGGGAACUGAGGCUGCGCAAUUACGUCCCUGAGGACGAGGAUCUGAAAAGGAGGAGGGUACCCCAGGCCAAACCCGUGGCAGUGGAGGAGAAGGUGAAGGAGCAGCUGGAGGCGGCCAAGCCCGAGCCUGUCAUUGAAGAAGUGGAUCUGGCUAAUCUUGCACCGAGGAAGCCUGAUUGGGACCUUAAGAGAGAUGUGGCCAAGAAACUGGAGAAACUUGAAAAGAGGACCCAGAGAGCCAUCGCUGAGCUGAUCCGUGAGCGGCUCAAAGGCCAGGAGGACAGCCUGGCCUCAGCCGUGAAUGCCCCCACAGGACAGGAGGCCUGCGACUCCGACUGAGGCCGGCCCUGGCUCCAUCUCUCCAACCAGGCCGGUCCCGUGGGAGGAGCACGGAGGGCAGGGUGAGGCGGGAACUGGCCGUCCACCACCUCUACUCUUCCUGCCCUGAGCCAGGCCCCUGCAGGAAAGAACCCCUCGCGGAGCGAGGUCAGCUGGUCUCCCCAGGGUCGGAGCCAGCCCCAGCUCUGGGCGGGCCUGCAUCUGUACAUAUAUGUACAUUCUGAUUGCUUUUUUUAACCUCUGGAAAGAGAGAAAAGUCAACCCACACAUGUGGUAGAAGCCAGUGAAGUGUGUUCUGGUGUCUGGGAUGCUUUAAGGCAAGAAAGCCACAGAAGCGAUGCUUAGCAUGGCUCCUGCUAGAGGCUAGAUGUCUGCUAGUGUUUGUGUGUGUGUGUGUGUGUGUGUCUGGAAGACACCAGUGGCUCACACUUAGCUAUACUCAGGAGGCUGA